Gorilla gorilla gorilla (western lowland gorilla) is the source of this 3046-nucleotide messenger RNA. It is a transcript of the gene ZNF440, whose product is annotated as zinc finger protein 440. The record is from RefSeq and is a predicted model, not a curated record. The coding region runs from base 215 to 2011 and encodes 598 amino acids. The transcript is spliced from 4 exons. Gene Ontology annotation, biological process: regulation of DNA-templated transcription. Gene Ontology annotation, molecular function: RNA polymerase II cis-regulatory region sequence-specific DNA binding; DNA-binding transcription factor activity, RNA polymerase II-specific. Lineage: Eukaryota; Metazoa; Chordata; Mammalia; Primates; Hominidae.
CUGUCAACUGUCCAUCCGGGGAAGGGGGAAGGGACAGUCGCCCUCCGUCCAUUCCUUUAGUGCUGCUCCGACUGAGGUCAGGCUCUCGGCUUUCUUGCUUCUAGAGGGACUAGGUGCCUCCACCAGAGCUUCUGUCGCUCUGUAACCUGCACUGUGACCUACACUAGUCGCGGGAGCCACGCAGAGGACGCCGGAACACCCUGGAAGCCGAGAAAUGAUGUUUCAGGACCCAGUGGCUUUUAAGGAUGUGGCUGUGAACUUCACCCAGGAGGAGUGGGCUUUGCUGGAUAUUUCCCAGAGGAAACUCUACAGGGAAGUGAUGCUGGAAACUUUCAGGAACCUGACCUCGAUAGGAAAAAGUUGGAAAGACCAGAACAUUGAAUAUGAGUACCAAAACCCCAGGAGAAACUUCAGGAGUCUCAUAGAAGAAAAAGUCAAUGAAAUUAAAGAUGACAGUCAUUGUGGAGAAACUUUUACCCAGGUUCCAGAUGACAGACUGAACUUCCAGGAGAAGAAAGCUUCUCCUGAAGUAAAAUCAUGUGAAAGCUUUGUGUGUGCAGAAGUUGGCCUAGGUAACUCAUCUUUUAAUAUGAACAUCAGAGGUGACAUUGGACACAAGGCAUAUGAGUAUCAGGAAUAUGGACCAAAGCCAUGUAAGUGUCAACAACCUAAAAAAGCCUUCAGAUACCGCCCCUCCUUUAGAACACCACAAAGGGAUCACACUGGAGAGAAACCCAAUGCUUGUAAAGUAUGUGGAAAAACCUUUAUUUCCCAUUCAAGUGUUCGAAGACACAUGGUAAUGCACAGUGGAGAUGGACCUUAUAAAUGUAAGUUUUGUGGGAAAGCCUUCCAUUGUCUCAGAUUAUAUCUUAUCCAUGAAAGAAUUCACACUGGAGAGAAACCAUGUGAAUGUAAACAAUGUGGUAAAUCCUUUAGUUAUUCUGCUACCCAUCGAAUACAUAAAAGAACUCACACUGGAGAAAAGCCUUAUGAAUAUCAGGAAUGUGGGAAAGCAUUUCAUAGUCCCAGAUCCUAUCGUAGACAUGAAAGGAGUCAUAUGGGAGAGAAGGCUUAUCAAUGUAAGGACUGUGGAAAAGCAUUCACGUGUCCCCGUUAUGUUCGUAUACAUGAAAGGACCCACUCUAGGAAAAAUCUCUAUGAAUGUAAGCAGUGUGGGAAAGCAUUAUCCUCUCUUACAAGUUUUCAAACACACAUAAGAAUGCACUCUGGAGAAAGACCUUAUGAAUGUAAGAUAUGUGGAAAAGACUUUUGUUCUGUGAAUUCAUUUCAAAGACAUGAAAAAAUUCACAGUGGAGAGAAACCCUAUAAAUGUAAGCAGUGUGGUAAAGCCUUCCCUCAUUCCAGUUCCCUUCGAUAUCAUGAAAGGACUCACACUGGAGAGAAACCCUAUGAGUGUAAGCAAUGUGGGAAAGCCUUCAGAUCUGCCUCACACCUUCGAGUGCAUAGUAGGACUCACACUGGAGAGAAACCGUAUGAAUGUAAGGAAUGUGGGAAAGCCUUCAGAUAUGUGAAUAACCUUCAAAGUCAUGAAAGGACACAAACACACAUAAGAAUACACUCUGGAGAAAGACGUUAUAAAUGUAAGAUAUGUGGGAAAGGCUUUUAUUGUCCCAAAUCAUUUCAAAGACAUGAAAAAACUCACACUGGAGAGAAACUCUAUGAAUGCAAGCAACGUUCAGUAGUUCCUUCAGUAGUUCCAGUUCCUUUUGAUAUCAUGAAAGGACUCACACUGGAGAGAAGCCCUAUAAAUGCAAGCAAUGUGGGAAAGCCUUCAGAGCUGCCUCAAUCCUUUGAAUGCAUGGUAGGACUCACCCUGAAGAGAAACCCUAUGAGUGUGAGCAAUGACGGAAAGCCUUCAGAUCUGCCCCACACCUUUGAAUAUGUGGUAGGACACACAAUGGAGAGCAACCCUAUGAAUGUAAGGAAUGUGGGAAACCCUUCAGAUCUGCCCAGAACCUUCGAAUUCAUGAAAGGACACAAACACACAUAAUGCACUCUGUAGAGAGACCUUAUAAAUGUAAGAUAUGUGGGAGAGGCUUUUAUUUUGCCAAGUCAUUUCAAAUACAUGACAAAUUUUACACUGGAGAGAAACCCUAUGAGUGUAAGCAAUGUGGGAAAGCCUUUGUUUCUUUCACUUCCUUUCGAUAUCACGAAAGGACUCACACUGGAGAGAACCCCUAUGAGUGUAAGCAAUUUGGGAAAGCCUUCAGAUCUGUCAAAAAUCUUCGAUUUCAUAAAAGGACACACAUUGGAGAGAAACCCUGUGAAUGUAAGAAAUGUGGAAAAGCAUUCCAUAAUUUCUCUUCUUUGCAAAUACAUGAAAGGAUGCACAGAGGAGAGAAGCUCUGUGAAUGUAAGCAUUGUGGGAAAGCAUUCAUACCUGCCAAGAUCCUUUGAAUACAUGCAAGAACACACAAUGGAGAGAAACCCUAUGAAUGUAAAGAAUGCAGAAAAGCUUUCAGCUUGCCUUCUUCCUUUCAUAGACAUGAAAAGACUCACACUGGAAGGAAACACUAUGAAUGCAAGCAAUGUGGCAAAGCUUUCACUUCUUCCAGUUCUUUUCAAUUAUCAUGAAAGAACUCACACUAGGGAGAAACCCUAUCAAUGUGAGCAAUGUGCGAAAGCCUUUAUUUCUUCCACUUCUUUUCAAUAUCAUGAAAGGACUCACAUGGGAGAGAAACCCUAUGAGUGUAUGCCAAGUGGGAAAGCCUUCAUUUCUUCUAGUUCCCUUCGAUAUCAUGAAAGGACUCACACUGGAGAGAAGCCCUAUGAAUAUAAGCAAUGUGGGAAAGCCUUCAGAUCAGCCUCGCACCUUCAAAUGCAUGGAAGGACUCACACUGGAGAAAAACCCUAUGAAUGUAAGCAGUGUGGGAAAGCAUUCAGACCUGACAAGAUUCUUUGAAUACAGAUAAUGAAUGUAAACAAUUAACUGUUUAUAAUAACUGUAUACUAACAAAUGAUAUUCUUUUUAAAUAAGAAGCUAUAAUAAAAUAUCCCAUUGGUGUCAUGUAUUAGAUCAACCUUA